CCGCGUCCCGGAGACGGCGGCAGCGAGCGCGGCCGGGCUGCUCCUACCGCGUUCCCGCCCCGCAGCAGCCGGACAGAGCCGGCAGCAGGAGCCCCCGGGCGCAGGGGGCGGGAGGGACCCUCGCGUUUCUCGGCCCGGUGCCCCCGCGGCGUUGGCGGGGCUGGGGACACGCAGCGCCCGAGGCCGGGCUGUGCCCGCGGCGGUUCUCGCAGCCCCGGCGUUCGCAGGUAACCACGCAGUGGUGACUCUCAAAGAAUUUUCCCCUUGCUUCUCCUGAAGAAGUAAGGUCCUGAGCAAGGAUGGAGCAGUCAGCAGCGGGUGACAAGAGCAGAGCCACUGCCUCACCAUGUCCACCUCAGGCCAACCUCAUUGAGGGCUCACUCUACACACGCCGCUGCAUCACUGAGGAUCCCAGCUGGUCCCUGGUCACUGUCCCCGCCCUCACUGAGCUCUGCCUCCAGCACAUCGCUCACAAUUUCGAAAACAACCCUAUUUUGAACUAUCUUCUGCCUAAGCACCAAAAGAAGGUGGUGGACAGGCUCUCCACCAGCCUUCCCCUCACUGUGACUGCCAACAUAGUAAGCCAUGAGGACUACUGGAAGAGGUGCUGUAUGGAGCGCUGGCAAGUGUGUGAUGUCUCCAACUAUGGAGACAGCUGGAAACGGAUGUUCUUUGAACGUCACCUGGAGAACAUUCUGAAGUUUUUCAUCCCUAACGUCACAGACCCCCAGCAGGUCCUCGAGCUCAUCCCACUCUGCAAAGGCUACGUGCGGAAACUGGAGAUCGAUCAGUUCCUGCCACCUUUGCGGGUGGAUCAGCAGGAGGAGAGCAAUGACCUCUCUGACACAGAGGAGGAUGCUGAACUUGGCGAGGUCUACAUGCAUCACUAUGACCUGAGAGAUCUCAUCACUGCUCUCCCUCACCUUCAAGAGCUUCAUCUCACUUACGGUGUGAAGAGCUGUGGCAUGAAUUUUGAGUGGAGCCUCUUUAACUUCACUGAGCUGGACUGCUCCAACCUGGCUGCUGCAGUGAAGAUGUGCCGUAACUUGAAAGUUUUCAAGCUGAUACGAAGCAAAGUGGAUGAUGACAAGAUCAAGGUCCUGGCCCGUAGCUUGCAGAAUCACCCUUGCAUGUUGGAGCUGGACUUGUCCCACAAUCUCAUCAGGGACCACGGGGCACAAGCUCUUGGCAAGCUGAUCAUCCACAGCAAAUUAGAAAUCCUCAAUCUGUGUAACAACCAGGUCUGUUACCUGGGGGCUCAGGCUCUUGCUCAAGGCCUGGCUGAGAGCUCCACCUUGACCUCCCUGAAUCUGCGCCUCAACUUUGUGGAGGACAAAGGUGGGGAGGCGAUUGGCCGUGCCCUGCUGACCAACACCAGCCUGAAGUUCCUCCAUCUGGGAAGUAAUAACCUGUCGGAGCCAACCGCAGCAGUGUUCUCCCAGGUCCUGGCUCAGAACACCACUCUGACCAGCAUCAGCUUCUCGUGCAACCACCUGGGGCUGGAUGGUGGGAAGCAGCUGCUUAAAGGGCUGGCAAACAACAAGACUUUGACCGAGCUUGAUCUGCGCCACGCAGAGGUGGAGCAGGAGACUGAUUUCCUCAUCCACGAAAUUGUGUGGGCCAAUCGGGAAGCGGUGAGGCUGGGAUCCCUGCAGCACUCCACCACAGAACCCCUCUGAAUAAAGUGUUCCAGGGAGAAAUGAGCUUUGGGUGUGCAGUCUUGGAAACACUUCACUUCAGUCUUGGCUUCAUUUGCUUUUCUGUGAAACACUUAACUUGUGGCUGCCACUGCAGCCUUUCCCAGACCCCCAUCAUCCAACCUGUGACUUAACUGGAGACAGACGUUACAUCUCAAGGCACUGUAGUGGCACCACAGAGCAAUCUGCCUCUUAAGUCCUCUCUCUCACUACACCCUAAAUCUCACCUCCUGUGACGCUUGAAUAUGCUCCAGCAGCAAGCUUAGUUCAGGCAACUGAAUAUUGUUUCACCUGUAAAGCAGCUAAGAUGAAGUCUUUGCCACCUAAAUGGUCUAGUCCAGACCUAAAUUAAAGGUUUUGCUGAGGAGGAUCUGAGAGGCAUAGAGGAUUGAGGGAAUGUUGCCUCUAGUUCCUCAGCAGUUUUUUCUGGCUAUUGCUCUGCUCAAUAAUCUAUUUGUAUUUAUAGUAAAAUCUGUCUAGAGUCUGAUAUGGGUGGUGAAAAGUAAACAAAUAAAUUCAACAAAUCAAGAGGUCUCACCACCACGGUUUCCUCCUUUGGGUAGCUCUACUUUUGUUCAGUGAUAGCCUGCUUUGCAACAGGUGAAUUCUUUACAACUAGAUGCUUACCUUACUUAGUAGCACUCUUCUGUGAAAACCUGUCCAAAACAAUCUGUGUUUUGCAUAACUUCAAGCUAGAGGGGUCCCUUCAGGACUGCUGGCUCACAAGUUUGAAAACCGUGCAGUUUCCUUUUGCUCUACAGGCUGCAGUCACCUGAGGAUGGGACAAGGCACACACUUGAGUGAGUUGGUGCAUUGACCACCCUGCUCA
Messenger RNA from Prinia subflava (tawny-flanked prinia), 2526 nucleotides. RefSeq names its product t-complex-associated-testis-expressed 1 (gene TCTE1). Lineage: Eukaryota; Metazoa; Chordata; Aves; Passeriformes; Cisticolidae. The transcript is spliced from 5 exons. Bases 300 to 1679 code for a protein of 459 amino acids. The record is from RefSeq and is a predicted model, not a curated record. Gene Ontology annotation, biological process: microtubule-based movement. Gene Ontology annotation, molecular function: protein binding.